AUGCUACCACCACCAACAAUCCUCUCCCUAAAAUCCGACUUCCUCACUACCCAAACUCGCACCCUCUCGCAACCCUUGGCCCCGUCACGCACUUUUCUUUCAAGUUCCGAAAACGACCAAGACCAAGACCAAGACCACGACAUUAUUCCCCAAAAACCACUCACCGAAGCCCUCACAAAACUCAACCACCUGCUCACCCAACACUCGCGGCGCGCCUACCCGCCCGUCGCGACGCGGCAUGUUGCGGAGCAGAUUGAUAAACUUUAUUUUACCGUCACUUCUACCUCUUCCACUUCCACUUCCACCGCACUAGCAAAAGGUCACCAGGUGGGUGAUGAUGAGGGGGAUGUUGAAGAGGACGAGGACGCACAAGCUUGGUUACGAGUAAACGCCGACCUAACCCUCCCCCGCAUAAUCACCUCCAUACCCGACUCCUGGUCCUCCAUCUCGUCAAAAGAAGCCGAAGAAUAUCCGAUGGAAGCGAGGCGGUUUGAGGAGUUAGUUGCCAGAUUAAAGGAGCUGGAUGGGCAGAAACGGAAGGUGUUGGAAAGGGUGGCGAGGUUGAGGAAGAUUAGGGGGUUGGUUGAGGUGUUUGAGGAUUCCGAUUCUAAUUCGAAGGACCAGGACUGCUUAAAUGUAAAUGCGGGAGGGGAAGCGGGAAGAGAAAGAGAAACGGGGGAGGGGACAGGAGGGGUGGAAAGACCAGGAGGAGGAGCAGCAGGAGGAGGAGGAGGAAUGAAAGCGGUGCAAGAGAAUCUGGUGACCAAGAACGGGGAGAUGGAGGCCGAGUUACAGAGGAUGAGGGUUUUGCUGGCUAGGGUGGGGGGAAGGGUGGAGAAGUUGGAUAAAGAGAGGGCUGAGAAGGAGAAGGAGAAGGAGAGAGAAAAGGGGAGUGGGAGGAGGAAGAGGGCGAGGGAAGGGGAAGAUGGGGAGGGGCCUAGUGAUGAGAGGAAGAAGGUUGAUAGGUUAUUGGAGAGCUUUUGA
Sordaria macrospora k-hell is the source of this 984-nucleotide messenger RNA. RefSeq lists its product as uncharacterized. NCBI's taxonomy places the organism in Eukaryota, Fungi, Ascomycota, Sordariomycetes, Sordariales, Sordariaceae. The record is from RefSeq and is a predicted model, not a curated record. Gene Ontology annotation, cellular component: Mis6-Sim4 complex.